AUGCGGGAUGCGAAGCUGGAGCCCGACAUCAUCAGCUACAAUGCUGGGAUCAGCGCGUGCGAGCAGUGGCAGCGGGCCCUGGUGCUUCUGAGCGAGAUGUGGGAGGCGAAGCUGGAGCGCAACGCAAUCAGCUACAAUGCUGGGAUCAGCGCGUGCGAGAAGGGUGGGCAGUGGCAGCGGGCGCUGGCGCUGCUGAACGAGAUGCGGGAGGCGAAGCUGAAGCCCAAUGCCAUCAGCUAUAAUGUUGGGAUCAGCGCGUGCGAGAAGGGCGAGCAGUGGCAGUGGGCGCUGGCGCUGUUGAGCGAGAUGAAAGAGGUGAAGCUGGAGCCCGACGUUAUCAGCUACAGCGCUGGAGUCCACGCGUGCGAGAAGGGUGGGCAGUGGCAACAGGCUCUGAGCAUUCUCAGAACCAUGCGUCUGAGAAAGUUGGACGUUGGAUUCACGGCCUACGGAACUACAGCCAGCAUGUGCGAGCAACGCGGGCACUGGAGCCAAGUGUUGUUUUUAUUGCGGGAGGUGCGUGACCUAGUUACAGGGGAAUGA
Prorocentrum cordatum is the source of this 543-nucleotide messenger RNA. Lineage: Eukaryota; Dinophyceae; Prorocentrales; Prorocentraceae. The record is from the annotation of a GenBank genome assembly.